Myotis davidii is the source of this 886-nucleotide messenger RNA. RefSeq names its product urocortin 3 (gene UCN3). Gene Ontology annotation, cellular component: extracellular region. The record is from RefSeq and is a predicted model, not a curated record. The transcript has a single exon. NCBI's taxonomy places the organism in Eukaryota, Metazoa, Chordata, Mammalia, Chiroptera, Vespertilionidae. Gene Ontology annotation, molecular function: corticotropin-releasing hormone receptor 2 binding; hormone activity. Bases 1 to 504 code for a protein of 167 amino acids. Gene Ontology annotation, biological process: cellular response to nutrient levels; hormone-mediated signaling pathway; adenylate cyclase-activating G protein-coupled receptor signaling pathway.
AUGUUUGUGCCAACCCACUUCCUGCUGCUGCUGCUGCUGCUCCAAGGGGCCCCCAGGAUGAGUCUGUCCCAUAAGUUCUCCAAAGCCGAGUCCAUCUUCUGCUGUAUCAACAUGGCCCUGUCUGAGGCCAAGAAGAACCAGCUGGAGGAUAUAGCCCUGCUGAGCAAGAGAGGCUUCCCCUACCUACCCAGCCAGAACCCAUCCUCAGAUGAGGACAAAGAAAAGGAUGAGGAGGGAGAAGACAAGAAGAAAAGGGCCUUCUCUGCUCCCAGGGGCAGUGGUGGAGCUGGGAGCUCUCGGUACAAGUACUUAUCCCAAGCACAGCUCAAAGGGAAGCUGUACCAGAACAAGGCCAAGAAUGACCGGCGCACCAAGUUCACUCUAUCCCUUGAUGUCCCCACUAAUGUCAUGAAUGUCCUCUUAAACAUUGCCAAGGCCAAGAACUUGAGAGCCAAGGCAGCUGCCAAUGCCCAUCUGAUGGCACAGAUUGGACGAAAGAAGUAGAAUUGAGGACAGCAAGGCAGCCCAUUAAGGACAAGGAUGGAGGUCAGGUGGAGGGUAAGAGGUUGCCCACCCAACUGGUUUUUAUUUUGUGGGCAGUCCAGUUUUACAGGCUGCCUCACUGCUCAACCCCUCUUAUCCUUUCCUAGCUCCAGCCCAGCUUUCUCUAUACAAUACACAGGCAUGCAGAAUUGUCCCAACUUCACAGAUACGAAGCUAUUAAGGCUUCUCCCUAUGUUCUGUGUCACUUUUUCUCUUUCCCCACACUUCUCCCUGAAGAUCCCAGGCCUGAAAAGAGGACACUUAAGGCUCCUCUCUUCACACAGCAAUCCCAGCCAAGGCUGGAAGAUUAAGAGACACACUGAUUACCAUCCUGCCACUAGAU